GGAAACACGUGAGUUCAGGGAAAUAGAAACUGAAGUGUAGUUGAGCUGUUGUGUGUUUGUGUCUCUGUAUUAGUGCAGGAAAAUGGCAGAAGCCAGAAUUUCUCAGGAUGAGUUCUUGUGUCCGGUGUGUCUGGAUCUCCUGAAGGAUCCAGUGACCAUCCAGUGUGGACACAGUUACUGUAAGAGCUGUAUUACAGACUGCUGGAAUGAAGAGGAUGAGAAGAGAGUCUACAGCUGCCCUCAGUGCAGACAGACCUUCAGGCCAAGACCUAUUUUAGGUAAAAACACCAUCUUGGCUGAAAUGGUGGAGAAACUGAAGAAGACUAAACUUCAAAGUGUGGUUCCUGCUGGAGCUGGAGAUGUUCAGUGUGACGUCUGUACUGGAAGAAAACACAAAGCCGUCAAGUCCUGUCUGGUGUGUCUGGAGUCCUACUGUCAGAAUCAUUUUGAGCGUCACGAGGAGUUUCGCUCAGGAAAACGACACAAAGUGACUGAAGCCACUGGACGACUGCAGGAGAUGAUCUGCCAGAAACAUAAGAAGCUGCUUAAGGUUUUCUGUCGCACUGAUCAGAAAUGUAUAUGUGUGCUGUGUACGAUGGAUGAACAUAAAAACCACGACACUGUAUCAGCUGCAGCACAGAGGACAGAGAAACAGAAGCAGCUGAAGAAGACGCAGAAGACGUUCCAGCAGAGAAUCCAGCAGAGAGAGAAAGAUCUCCAGCAGCUGAGAGAGGCUGUGGAGUCUCAUAAGCGCUCUGCACAGACAGCAGUGGAGGACAGUGAGAGGAUCUUUACUGAGCUCAUCCGCUCCAUUGAGAGAAGCCGCUCUGAGCUGAUACGGCUGAUCAGAGAUCAGGAAAAGCAAGCAGUGAGUCGAGCUGAAGGACGACUGGAGCGACUGGAGCAGGAGAUCAAUGAUCUGAGGAGGAGAGACGCUGAGCUGGAGCAGCUUUCACACACACAGGAUCACAUCCAGUUCCUGCAGAGUUUCCAGUCUCUCUCAGCUCCUCCUGAAUCUACAGACGUAAAUGAUGAUCUCUUGAGUUCUCUCGUCUCUUCUGAUGAUCUGAGAGAAUCUGUUCAUCAGCUGAGAGACAAACUGGAGGAUUUCUGCAAAGAGGAGCUCAAGAAGAUCUCAGACAGAGUCACAUUCACCAACAUUGUUCUCAGGACCAGGAACCACUUCCUACAAUAUUCCCAUCAGUUCACUCUGGAUCUGAACACAGCACAUAAACACCUCCGUCUGUCUGAGAGAAACAGAGUGAUUACUCGCACUGGCACAGUCCAGUCGUAUCCUGAUCAUCCAGACAGAUUUGAUGUGUAUCGUCAGGUGUUGUGUAGAGAGAGUGUGUGUGGACGCUGUUACUGGGAGCUGCAGUGGAGUGGAGAUGAUGUGUGUAUAUCAGUGUCAUAUAAGAGCAUCAGCAGGAAGGGAGUGGGUAAAGAGUGUGUGUUUGGAUAUCAUGAUCAGUCCUGGAGUUUGAUCUGCUCUUCCUCCAGAUACUCAUUCUAUCACAAUAACAUACAGACUGAUCUCUCUGUGAAGUCCAUCAGCAGUAGAAUAGGAGUGUUUGUGGAUCACGGAGCAGGAACUCUGUCCUUCUACAGCGUCUCUGACACAAUGAGCCUCAUCCACACAGUCCAGACCACAUUCACUCAGCCGCUCUAUCCUGGGUUUGGGUUUGGAUUGCUUUGGGGUUUUAAUGCUGGAUCAUCAGUGAAACUGUGUUGAUGAAUCAGAAUAGAUUGACGAGAGACUCUACCCAUAAUGCUUUGAGCUGCAUGAUAAAUCAGUAAUAGCGAGAUGUUAUAGUUUCUUAUGCAAAACAUUACACAUCUCUUGCAAAAGCAAACACUUAUUUCCAAACUAUUUUAAUUAUUAUAAAAGUUGUGCUUUUGCAUAAUAACUCACACUAAAGCAUAAAAUGAUUGGCCACAUACACGCUAAACUACACAGACAUGACGAAUGUAAAACACUCCUAUCGUGUGUCUUGUGUUGUUCAGUGUGCAGGAGUUUGUCAUAACACUCACAUGAACAUAUAUGCGCAAAUGAUAAACUUUACAGUUAUUGAACUCAACUGAAUCAACACUGAACUGACUUGAGAUUAUGACUCUAUUGGCUUGUUAGAGCUGCUUUACAGCUGAAUCUGAAUUUGUUGUUACUGUUUUAAAACAGUCUGCAUUGUAUAAAGCAUUAUAGAAAUAAAGGUGACUUGACUUGUAUGCAUAUUCAGUAUAUAUUUACAAAAUACUGUAAACAAAAAUCUUCUGACCUUUGAUUUCUAAGUGAUCAAAUUAGGUAUACACUACAAAAAGAAAUGCAAGGGGGACAAAUAAUUUGCUUCUUCCUCAAUACAUUGAGUUUUUUUCUAAGUGGACAAAUUACGUCUAAAUGUUUCCACACAUGAUCAUUACGUGUAGGUCAUUAGUAAAUGAGUGUGGCAUUUAAAUCGUUUCCCAAAUGAAAAACAAGUUAGUUUUGAAUGAUGCGUAUAAUGUGCAGAAUGUUGUUUAGUGUUUUGCUAAAGGUUUGUUUUAUAAGAGCUAACUGAAUGUAAAGCAGAUGAUGUGCUUGCAGCUUUGUAGACUUGGUCUGUAGUUUCGGUAUAUGAGUGAAUGAUUUCACGGUGUGUGUCUCAAGAACCGCUUCAACGCAGCGAACCUUCAGUUCAGUGUUUCUUGAGUUGUGAUGCUGAGAGACUGAUAUCAGCAAAACCUGUGAAGACCAGUUCUGAACCAUGAACAGCAGAAGGUGCUGGACCAGAAUCUGCCAAAAGAGUUUUAGAAUACAUAACCCUGAACUAAUAUUCCCACAUAGCCAAAAACACAAGUGAUUACAGACUGAAGUGCAGCACUUUGACAUUAUGAUUCACACAGACACACUACUGUACACAGCGUCAAAAAUACUGUUACAUUUAUGAUUAAAAUCAUCAGCUGUGGUUGCCAGAAAAUCAUCACAAAAAUACUGUGAUUUUGGGCCUCAUUAAUAAAGCGUGUGCACACAGAUUUGAUCUUAGAAUGUGUGUCUGCUUGAAUCCACACCGGCGCUCAUAUCUGUAAAAACUGACGUGGAGAAGUGCUUAGCAUCCAAUGCUUACAUUCAGUUAGCUAUCCCGGGGGUGCACAUCACAAAAGAUCUCACCUGGACCACCAACAUCACGUCACUCAACAAGAAGGGACAACAGCACCUCUAGUUUCUCCAUCGGCUGAAAAGGGCAAGUCUCCCUCCACCCAUCCUCACCACCUUUUACAGGGGCACCAUUGAGAGUGUGCUGACCAGCUGCAUCACUGUCUGGUAUGGGAACUGCAGUGCUGCUGCCCGCAAGACCCUACAAGAAAUUCUGAGUGUGCUACACACAGAUGAGUGGGCUAUACAAACCACCUGUAGUAACGCACUCGUCCCACUAUAUGCACACUAGACACUUUCUAUAAACACUCCCAACAAAGACUCAAUAAGAUAAUAUAUGUUUACUUGAAUAUUGCACUACAAAAUAAUUGCACUACUAAAUCUUUUGCACUAUGCACUGCUUCCCACAAAAUCUCUCUUCUGAACAAUUUAAUGUACAAAAUAUAUAUUUUCUGCACAAUUUCAUGUACAAAUAUCUUGUUAGCACAAUUUCAUGUACAGUAUUUAUGUAAAGUUCUUGUACAGUCUCAGUUUGUGUAUGUGUAGUCAACUAGGUAUAGUAGUUAUAGUAUUUAUAUGUAUAGUCAGAUGGUUAAACUGUUGUAUAGCUCUAUUGUUUUUCCUAUAUUUGCAUUGUUGUAUGUUUAUCUUAUGUUUAACUAGUAUGUAGCACCGUGGUCCUGCGAGACACGACAUCUCAUUUCACUAUAUGUCAACACAUGUAGCAGAAUGACAAUAAACCUGACUUGACUUGAUCACGUCAGGGUCUGAGCAGACGUGUACUUUGUCUUGUUGGAGUUCUGCAGGUUUUUGGAGAUGUAAGCUGUUCUUGCAGCUCGCUGUUCUAAAUUAAAGGAUUUGGAUGAUGA
This is a messenger RNA of Onychostoma macrolepis, 3996 nucleotides long. Its product is annotated as E3 ubiquitin/ISG15 ligase TRIM25-like. Gene Ontology annotation, molecular function: zinc ion binding; protein binding. The transcript has 6 exons. Bases 83 to 1732 code for a protein of 549 amino acids. The record is from RefSeq and is a predicted model, not a curated record. Lineage: Eukaryota; Metazoa; Chordata; Actinopteri; Cypriniformes; Cyprinidae.